GGCAGUACCACAAGUCUUGGAGUGAAUGGCUAUGCAUCAAUCGUCUUUGCACGCUCGAGGAUACCGUCCUCGAAAUACUCGCCAUGCCCUACAAUAUUGCCAUGGUUAGCGACAACUUCUACCCGCAGCCUGGCGGAGUCGAAAGUCACAUAUACCAGCUUUCCAGUAAACUCAUCAACCGUGGCCAUAAGGUCAUUGUCAUCACCCACGCAUUCAAGGGCCGCAAAGGCGUUCGCUACCUCACCAACGGCCUCAAAGUCUAUUAUGUCCCGUUCUGGACCGUCUACCGCGAAACUACGUUCCCCACUGUCUUCUCCUUCUUUCCAAUUUUCCGGAACAUCGUCAUCCGCGAGCAGAUCGAAAUAGUACAUGGCCAUGCUAGUCUCAGUAAUCUAUGCAAUGAGGCUAUACUCCAUGCGCGAACUAUGGGGCUGUUUACCGUGUUUACAGACCACAGCCUCUUUGGCUUCGCGGAUGCUGGAAGCAUUCUCACGAAUAAGCUCCUCAAAUUCACCUUGAGCGAUGUCGACCAUGUCAUCUGUGUCAGUCAUACUUGCAAAGAAAACUGCGUCCUAAGGGCGUCUUUGGACCCACUCAUGGUAUCCGUCAUCCCAAAUGCAGUCGUUGCCGAGAACUUUCGACCGCUAUCCCACGACUCCGUUCAUACUCGCCGCAACAAUGCCCCUGGGCCUCCCCAGCCUCUUGGACCAAACGAGACGAUAACGAUCGUGGCUAUCAUGCGACUCUUCUACAACAAAGGCGUGGACCUCCUCAUCGCCGCUAUACCCCGAGUGCUCGCGGCGCACCCAAAUGUUCGCUUCAUAAUCGCUGGCACAGGCCCAAAAGCCAUCGACAUGGAGCAGAUGAUCGAGCGAAAUGUGCUACAGGACAGGAUCCUCCUCCUGGGGGCGGUGCGCCAUGAAGAGGUUCGCGAUGUCAUGGUGCAAGGGCACAUCUUCCUUAAUCCAUCGCUCACGGAGGCGUUUGGGACCGUCAUUGUCGAGGCAGCAUCAUGUGGGCUUUAUGUCGUUUGCACGCGCGUGGGCGGUGUACCGGAGGUCUUGCCCAACCACAUGACUGAGUUUGCCGCACCAGAAGAAGACGACAUCGUUGCAGCCACUGGACGCGCCAUCGCCAAGUUGCGAGAAGGCAAGAUACGGACUGACUUGUUCCACGGUCAAGUCAAGCAGAUGUACUCGUGGACUGAUGUCGCUGAGCGCACGGAGAGGGUCUAUGAUGGGGUCGUGGGCGCUGUGGGGUCUGAGGACUUCUACGGAGGUGAUGCAGCUCGUGGCCACCCUGACGUGCGAAGCUUUGCACUUAUUGAUCGACUCAAACGAUACUACGGCUGCGGAAUCUGGGCCGGCAAGCUUUUCUGCCUCUGCGCGGUUGUGGACUACCUGCUCUUCAUCAUCCUGGAGAUAUUCGCUCCCCGCUCCCGUAUCGACAUAUGCAGGAAUUGGCCAAAGAAGAUUCUCGAAGGAGAAAAAGUAAAUACCACGCGCAUUGCUGAAGCGUCCGACGGGAUGCCACGCAGACGAGACCGACGCCGCCGAGGGAGUGAAUGAUGCGCCUUAUGCAAGAGCCUUUGGCACAUGGAGCACGAUACCUAUUUGUAGAGAUCCAAAAGUUUAUUUGAUUAUUCUGAUUACCCUAGGCCACGUCUACUCCGAUCAGAGGUUCAAAGCGACAACGACCGCAGCACUAAUAAUGCUGAGCGCUACGGAAGAACCUUCAAAACGCCACCCAAUGCUCUGUACAGGAUAUCGUUCCGAUUCAACAGCCUCGUUCCCCUCGCCGUCUCCCUCUCCGUCAGCUUCCUAUUUCCAGAACCAGUACUCGGCCGCAUACUGCACGUAGAACUUGGCUGCCUGCCCGUCGCACGUCUUAGGCGCCACGCCCCCCGCCGUCUCCAGGCGGUAAAUCUCCUUGUAGUCGCCCUCGACCGCGUUGAGCUUCAGCCAGGG
Messenger RNA from Paraphaeosphaeria sporulosa, 1967 nucleotides. RefSeq names its product phosphatidylinositol:UDP-GlcNAc transferase PIG-A. Bases 84 to 1568 code for a protein of 494 amino acids. Gene Ontology annotation, cellular component: glycosylphosphatidylinositol-N-acetylglucosaminyltransferase (GPI-GnT) complex. Lineage: Eukaryota; Fungi; Ascomycota; Dothideomycetes; Pleosporales; Didymosphaeriaceae. Gene Ontology annotation, biological process: GPI anchor biosynthetic process. Gene Ontology annotation, molecular function: phosphatidylinositol N-acetylglucosaminyltransferase activity. The record is from RefSeq and is a predicted model, not a curated record. The transcript has 5 exons.